Molecule: messenger RNA, 474 nt
Organism: Cordyceps fumosorosea ARSEF 2679
Lineage: Eukaryota; Fungi; Ascomycota; Sordariomycetes; Hypocreales; Cordycipitaceae
Exons: 1
Coding region: 1-474 (157 amino acids)
Source: RefSeq, a predicted model, not a curated record
AUGGCCUUUAUGCGAUACCUCUGCCUCAUUGUUGCCGACAAGUGGGUGGACGAGUGGGACGCGGUGUUCACGCCUCAGUUUCUCCUGCCCGACGAGCCGGCGGCCAAGGCCGUCUGCUUUGCUUGCCAGGUCGCAAGCGUGGUGCGAGAUCACGGCGGUAUAUCAAUUGCGCGAAUAGAAAGCAGGCUUCAUAGCAAGGGAAUCAUCAAGGAUGACACUGAGAUAACGGACAAGAUGCUGCUGCAUCAUCUUGUCUUUAGCACCAUCGGCUGGUUGUCGACACUAUACAUCUCGGCUGAUCUCGCGAGCGCGGUAGAGCUAAGCAUUCUCCGCCGCUGCACCGGCACCGGCAAGCAUGCCAGUGUGGCGAUAGACAUGGUAUCUAGGCCGCUGGACGAGCUGCUGCGCGCCUUUGGAGAUUUAGUCCCUCUACCUGCUGUUAAUGGUCUCGCUCUAAACGCAGCAGCAGGGUGA